GAAAGGAACACAAAGAAACACAAUAUGAAGGCCAGAAGUAACACAACGCGAACAUCUAUGCAAAUGGUUCGUUGAAUAUAAGUUAUACAUAAUUUGGCCAUAUAGAGAUACUAAUUUUCAAGUAAAUAUUCCUUUACCAAGUCCUUCAUCCUCUACCGUUAUAAUGGCGCAGAUUCAUUCACUCCUUGUGUUUUAUAAUAUCCAACAAAAUUUUGUUGUUCUUCAGUAUUACUAUUUUGUUUGCCUCAUAUAUCUGUUUAUUAUCUAUCUUUUUAAUCUCGCUUCUCUUGUUUUGUGUGUGCUACAUGGAGUGUGACAAUUCGAACUGCUGCACAUUUGUGCAAAGUUGUACAUUAAAUCCAGUACUGUCAUACUUCAAGUAUUUCAGUAGUCUUCCAGUCGGAGAAAAACACCUUAGAGGAUUUUGGUUGACUUUCUUUUUUAUGACACUUUUUCCUUCUUUUUACCUUAUUAGAAGGUGACUGAUUGAAAUUUUAAUCCGCGUCCUGCGAUGUGUUCGUUAAUAUUUUAGUAGUUAUUUAUUCAUGUAUAUAAUACCUGCUAAAAUAUCUAAAGUGAAUCCAUCACACUCGUUUUGGUACUUGGGCUUCUUGAAUGGAUGCCCUUAUAUUAUCAGGAUCGACAAGUCGGAGUUAAUUGUUUGGUUUUGGUUGGCGUUAAGAUCCAGGACACACAUUUCCUCUGGUUUGGGGCUCGUGAGCUGGAUGUUUUGCUUCCUACUGAGUAAAGGUUUCCUCAAUGAGACGAACCAGCACCCACUGCUACAAACACCGAAGCUGAGGAUGAAAUGCAUAUCCUGAAUUCCAUUGAACAAGUAACUUCAUGAUUGUCCAGAUAGAUACUUUUUUCUCUGUUUUCCCGUAAAGGAUCAUACAAGUUGUGCUUUUUGACUCCUGUAAUCCCAAUUCUGUUGCGAAUUCACCAAAUUUAUAUAUUCAUGGGCUCACAUAAUGGUUGUGAAAUGGUGGAGUGGCCGAGAGGUCUAAGGUUGUGAAAUCAACCUUCAUUUUGCCAGGUGUUGUUAACAUUUAUUAGCUCGGUUCUAAGUGUAAGAGUAACCUGUGUAUUAUUAACCCCAAUUUCUAAAAGACGCUCCUCCACGAUGAUGCAUAGCAAUUAGACGUUGACUAACCUUGUGGUCUUUUAUGCAAUAAUUGUACAAAUUUAAUUGGAUACUAAUUGUUGAUGUAAUUUCCUUGGGAUAGCCUUUGUUGGAAGCAGUAUUUCUAUAUCCUUGAAAUUGUUUCCUAAUGACGGGUAAAUAAUGGUCAUGUUAACUGCUGAAUAAUCUGAAAUUCUUGUAUAGAUUCUUACUCACUUUAUGGUUACUCAGUUUACUCCAGGUAUUCUUCUUUUUUAAUAGAUUGGCAAAAGGAGUGUUUGAGUAUGACGGCUGUAGCAAACGGUGCCAAUCUUGUUUACAGUCUGCCAACAAGUGGAGGCAAGACAUUGGUCGCAGAAAUUCUUAUGCUCAAAGAACUUCUAGUUCAUGGCAAAAGUGUACUUUUUAUUUUACCAUUUGUCUCAAUAGUUCAAGAGAAGGUUCGAUCACUCACUCCAAUGGGUUUGGAACUUGGUUUCUGGGUUGAGGAAUACGCCGGAAAUCGCGGACGAAUCCCUCCAGUAAAACGCAAAGGAUCUUAUUCUGUUCUUAUGGCUACUAUUGAGAAGUCGCAUACUAUAGUAAACUCUUUGAUUGACACAAAGUCAUUGGACACUUUGGGAUUGGUUAUUGUAGAUGAGCUGCAUAUGGUCGGUGAUGGUGGACCGCGUGGCGCGUGCCUGGAAAUGGUUCUGACUAAAUUGCGAUUAGCUUCUCCUACCACUCGUAUCAUUGGCAUGAGUGCUACACUCGCCAAUAUAUCUGAACUAACUGGUUUUUUAAGCGCAGAAUUGUAUGUCAACAACUUUCGUCCUGUCAAGUUGGUUGAAUAUGUAAAAGUCGGUGAUCAUGUGUACGAGAUUACACCCAAGAAGUUUCCUACAUCUAACUCUGAAGAUAAUGAUAUUUCUGAUAGGAUGACUCAUCGUCGAAUGGUAGACUUUCAGUAUACAAAGAAGAUGAUUUCUCGAGAUCCAGAUCAUCUAGUUGCACUUGUUGCAGAAACUCUGCUUGGUCAUUCAAUGGAUGAUUGGUGCAGUAACCGACUUUUCCAUUCAUCAUUUAAUCGAUCAUCUAAACACAGAUUUUCUUGUCUAGUAUUUUGUCCAACUAAGGUCCAUUGUGAGAAUACGGCCAGAAUGUUGGCAGAACUUCUACCAAACUCAGCAUGUUUCCCUCACUCAAAUGAUGAAGAUUAUACAGUAGAGAAAAAUAUUGUUGAACAGAGAUCACUAUUACUGGAAAAUUUGCGUCUUGAUAAUGUAAUUGAAGCCAAUAAUAGGGAUGGUCCAAAAGAAAAGCCUCAAGCUUGUUGUCCAGUGUUGGAGUUUACAGUUCCAAAAGGAAUAGCCUAUCAUCAUAGUGGACUUACACAGGAAGAGAGAAACGCACUUGAAACAGCAUAUAAUGAAGGAGUUCUCCGGGUGUUGUGUUGCACGUCCACAUUAGCUGCCGGUGUAAACCUACCAGCUAGAAGGGUGAUUAUUCGAAAACCCUAUAUCGGUAGCUUAUUCUUAUCUGGUACACAAUAUCAACAAAUGGUUGGACGUGCUGGUCGAGCAGGUUUAGAUACUGUCGGUGAAAGUAUUACAAUAUUACAAACAAAUGAACUAAUACCAUUCGCCCAUAUGUUAUCUAGUAUACCUCAACCAUCAUUGGAUCCUAAGGAUGUUGAGGUGAAUAAUCAGUCAGUGGGUUUGUGCAAUAGUAGUUUGUUGUAUGAGAAUGGGAAGGGUUUACGACAACUUAUACUCUCACUAAUUGGUCUAGAGCUAGCUGUUACGUAUGCAGAUAUUCUUUGGUCAUGUGAAAAAACUUUAUUGGCUACACAACCUCGUUUAUAUCAACCUGAUAGUUUUGAAGAUCUAGUUCGUCUUGAAUUAAAUUCACUAGUUAAAAUGGAACUUGUUGUAAUUGUCCCAACUGAUGCCUUUUUAAACAAGACAAAACCUGAUUUAGAAACAAAUGUUGUGCUAGAGAAAAGUCGAUUCCAGGCAACGAAGUUAGGUAGAGCAUCAGUGAAAGGUGGAAUUGAUACAGAUCGUAUUGGGUCUUUGGUGUCAGAUUUACGUGCAGCUGCCAGAGCGAUCAAUACUAGUGGCCCCUUACAUUUUCUCUACUUAAUUGCACCACCUGAAGUUGUAGAUACUAUUCAAAUUGAUUGGAGUCUUCUUUUUGAUCGUGUCAAUCUUAUACCACAGAACGAAACCAAUUUAGUCAAUCUUUUAGGAUUUCCUGAAGGCUAUAUUCUAUGGAAAGCAACUGGAUAUCCCAUAAAACGAAAACUAGAUGAACGACCACUUCGUCGGUUAUAUAUAGCACUAGCUCUUGCUGAUUUAUGGCACAAUAGUUCAAAUUUUCCAAUAUGGUUUGUAGCUGAACGUUAUAAGCUUUCACGUGGUGCUCUUCAGUCCUUACUGAGUUCCGCUGCAUCAAUGGCUAACUCAUUGGCACAUGCAUUAAUUAGCGAAUUUUCAAAUGAUUCAGAAUUAUGGGCUUUUGCGCAUCUGCUCCCCGAAUUCGCUACAAAACUGGCGUAUUGUGUUUCGAGUGAAUUACUACCAUUAAUGGAGUUGCCAGGAGUAAAGAGGGCUAGAGCCCGGCAGUUGUACAGUCUAGGCUACUGUACUCUUAAAGAUAUUGCAUGUGCCAAUGUUUCUGAUCUCACCAGUCGUAUGGCCCCAUUUUUAUCCAGACGUGUGGCCAAAGAGAUGAUACAAGCUGCUCAAAUGUUGGUAUCAGAGAGAGCUGAUGCUCUUUUCCAAGAAGCAAGCGAAAUGCUGUCUGGAAUUGAAAAUAAAAGUCUACUUUCGCAAAUCGCUAAUUGCUUCAAGUUUAAGUCAUUUCCUCAGAAUGUGAUCAGCCCAGCCAAUGGACAUGGCGUCAGUUCCUCUAAUGUAGGUGUGGAAGAAGAUGACGAUUUAUUUGCAUAAUACCCAAAGUGAUAAUGAAAUUUUUGACGCAAAAAUUCACUUUUUUUCCUUCAAAUAACUGAUCUCUAUAUAUUUUUCCUUGAAGUAUUUUGUCUUUCAAAAUGAUGUAAUUUGAUCUCAUCCUAAAUUUUUAUUUGACAAAUGCGUUUGAUUUUUAAUAAAUGUUAUUUUCCAGAAACAGAAAAA
Molecule: messenger RNA, 4242 nt
Organism: Trichobilharzia regenti
Lineage: Eukaryota; Metazoa; Platyhelminthes; Trematoda; Strigeidida; Schistosomatidae
Source: the annotation of a GenBank genome assembly